This is a messenger RNA of Lotus japonicus, 1262 nucleotides long. RefSeq names its product isopentenyl-diphosphate Delta-isomerase I. Gene Ontology annotation, molecular function: isopentenyl-diphosphate delta-isomerase activity. The coding region runs from base 70 to 960 and encodes 296 amino acids. Gene Ontology annotation, cellular component: cytoplasm. The record is from RefSeq and is a predicted model, not a curated record. Lineage: Eukaryota; Viridiplantae; Streptophyta; Magnoliopsida; Fabales; Fabaceae. The transcript has 6 exons. Gene Ontology annotation, biological process: isopentenyl diphosphate biosynthetic process; isoprenoid biosynthetic process.
AUAAAAUCGUAGUGACAAAUCACAAAUAGUGCCAAACAUAACAUCCCAACGGUUGAUAAAGGACUGAAAAUGGCGAAGGCCUUGAUCGGCGUGACGCUGAGCCAGCAAGUGUUGUUUAAAAGGAGCAAUUCCAUUCUCUCUUCUUCUUCAUCUUUCAGAUCUCGUUCUCUUCCUUCGCUUUUCUUCUCUCCGGUGAAGAACCACAACCACAACCCUCUCGUCGCGUCUCUCUCUUCCCACACCGCCAUGGGUCAAACUCCCACCGCCGCUGAUGCCGGCAUGGACGCCGUCCAGCGCCGCCUCAUGUUCGACGACGAAUGCAUUUUAGUGGAUGAGAAUGACCGUGUGGUUGGUCAUGACAGCAAAUACAAUUGUCACUUGAUGGAAAAGAUUGAAUCUGAAAAUUUGCUGCAUAGAGCUUUCAGUGUAUUCCUGUUCAACUCAAAGUAUGAGUUACUUCUUCAGCAACGAUCUGCAACAAAGGUGACAUUUCCUCUUGUGUGGACAAACACCUGCUGCAGCCAUCCACUGCACCGUGAAUCUGAGCUUAUUGAGGAGAAUUCCCUUGGAGUAAGAAAUGCAGCUCAGAGGAAGCUUUUUGAUGAGCUUGGCAUUCCUGCUGAAGAUGUACCAGUUGAUCAGUUCACCCCAUUGGGCCGCAUACUUUACAAGGCACCUUCUGAUGGCAAAUGGGGAGAGCAUGAACUGGAUUAUCUGCUGUUUAUUGUGCGGGAUGUUAACGUUCAUCCAAACCCUGAUGAAGUGGCUGAUAUCAAGUAUGUGAACCGUGAAGAGUUGAAGGAGCUGUUGAGGAAAGCUGAUGCAGGUGAGGGAGGUUUGAAGCUGUCCCCUUGGUUCAGACUAGUUGUGGACAAUUUCUUGUUCAAAUGGUGGGAUCAUGUUGAGCGAGGGACUCUGGGGGAGGUUAUUGACAUGAAGACAAUUCACAAGUUGACAUAAAAUCUGAGAGCUUGCAGCAUGUCAUUAAGGGUAAAUUGUUUUACUAGCAAAUAAAAAUAAAUUGGAUCUGAUUGUGAAGCAUAUUUGUAGUAGCGGCUAUUAUGAUCUCAUUUAUCCGUUCUGUUGUUUGAUAAUAGCCAGAACAUUAAUGUCUGGGUGUAUCUUAGAACUUAGAAGAGUUUUAUUGUCCAGCUUAGGAUUUAAGUUCUCAAUGAGACCCCUUUGGGGUUGUGUUUCAAAGUUUAAAGUUCUGAAAUUUUAAAAAAAUAAUAUUAGUUCUCAGUUAUAUUUUUCUCUUUUAA